This is a messenger RNA of Glycine soja, 940 nucleotides long. RefSeq lists its product as uncharacterized. Bases 15 to 686 code for a protein of 223 amino acids. Lineage: Eukaryota; Viridiplantae; Streptophyta; Magnoliopsida; Fabales; Fabaceae. The record is from RefSeq and is a predicted model, not a curated record. The transcript has a single exon.
ACAUAUAUAUAUAUAUGCCCCCUUGCCCUCUCUUCCUCUUCAACCCAUCCCAUUCCAUCUUCUCUCUCUCCCUCUCUAAAAUUCGAAAAAAUAACCUAAAACAAAUAGAAAUGGAAAGCAAUACACCUGUAAUAGCAAAGAAAGAAUUGAGCAUAAUACAUGUGGCCUUGUUCAUGUUGAGGAAAGGCAUCUCUAAGGGGAAGCUAAUGAUGCACCUCAACAACAUGAUGCUCAAACGCCCCGGCAAAGCCAUCGCCAACCUCAUGUUCCACCACAACCACGGUGUCUCCGGCAACAGCCUCCAUUUCUCCGCCGCCAGGGAGUACGAGUUCAGCUGCAGCAACACUCCAAACAACUUCUUCGCGGCCAUUGCCAGCAGCAACAAGCGCCACCGCCACAUUCCCUUCUUCACGUGCGCUCACGCGCCGCCCACCCUCGACGACGACGUGGCUACGGUUAAUGCAGUUAAGGGCGUGUUGGAGAUGCUGAACAAUGAGACCGUCGUGGAGGCAUCACCGGCCGCGCUUCCCGGGUUCGGACGUAGCCCUAUGGUGAGGCAGUUGAUCAGGGUGACGGACUCUCCGUUCCCACUUGUUGAGUCCCAGGAUGACAAGGACAACCAAGUGGACAAGGCUGCGGAAGAGUUCAUAAAGAGGUUCUACAAAGAGUUGAGGAAGCAGACUUGACUUUCUUAAUUAAUUUAUUUCUUCAUAACGUUAAUUAUGAUCAUUAUGAACGUAAUUAACCUAAUGAGCAGUUUUGGAUGUUGUCCUUUGAUGAUAAUUUUUGUCUUUUGAUGAUAAUUUGUGUGGACUAAUUAGGACAGGAUGCAAGUUAUUUAGUUGCAUUCAGGGAAUUUUGUAAGUCUACUAGUGGUUGUUUCUGACAUAUAUAUGAACAAUAAAUAUGAAGUAAACUAGUACGUAAUUAAUUAACUCGA